Molecule: messenger RNA, 1292 nt
Organism: Peromyscus eremicus (cactus mouse)
Lineage: Eukaryota; Metazoa; Chordata; Mammalia; Rodentia; Cricetidae
Gene: Rdh13
Product: retinol dehydrogenase 13
Exons: 7
Coding region: 101-1105 (334 amino acids)
Molecular function (GO): oxidoreductase activity
Source: RefSeq, a predicted model, not a curated record
GUGGCCGCGUCCUUCCACUUCCACGCACGUGGGUUCCUGAGCGCCCGCGUUGGAGCGACCAAGAGUGCAGAUCCACCCACACGCUGUUCCCCAGGCUGGAAUGAACCGCUUUCUGCUGCCCGUGUCCGUAGUGGGCACGGUGAUCGGCGGCACCGUGCUGCUCAAGGACUAUGUUACUGGUGGGGCUUGUCCCAGCAAGGCCACCAUACCUGGGAAGACUGUCAUCGUGACAGGAGCCAACACGGGUAUCGGCAAACAAACUGCUUUGGAACUGGCUAAAAGAGGAGGCAACAUCAUUCUGGCCUGUCGUGACAUGGAGAAGUGUGAGGCGGCUGCGAAGGACAUUCGUGGAGAGACCUUGAAUCCCCGAGUACGUGCCCAGCACCUAGACUUGGCUUCCCUGAAGUCCAUCCGAGAGUUUGCCAGGAGGAUCAUCAAAGAGGAGGAGCGAGUGGACAUUCUGGUCAACAAUGCAGCCGUGAUGCGGUGCCCACACUGGACCACGGAGGAUGGCUUUGAGAUGCAGUUUGGUGUCAACCACCUGGGUCACUUUCUGUUGACAAACUUGCUGUUGGAGAAGCUGAAGGCCUCAGCCCCUUCACGUAUCAUCAACCUCUCAUCCCUGGCUCACGUUGCUGGGCACAUAGACUUUGAUGAUUUGAACUGGAAGACGAAAAAGUAUGACACCAAGGCGGCCUACUGCCAGAGCAAGUUGGCUGUUGUCCUCUUCACCAAGGAGCUGAGUCGCCGGCUACAAGGCACAGGUGUGACUGCCAAUGCUCUGCACCCCGGUGUGGCCAGGACAGAGCUGGGAAGACAUACAGACAUACACAACUCUGCCUUCUCCAGCUUCACACUUGGACCCUUCUUCUGGCUGCUGUUCAAGACUCCCCAGCUGGCGGCGCAGCCCAGCACGUACUUGGCGGUGGCCGAGGAACUGGAGAGUGUUUCUGGGAAGUACUUUGAUGGACUCAGAGAGAAGGCUCCAUCUCCUGAGGCGGAAGAUGAGGAAGUAGCCCGGAGGCUUUGGGCUGAAAGUGCCCACUUGGUGGGCUUGGACAUGGCUCAUGGGUCCCCUGGGAGGGGACAUUCCCUCCCCAGAUAACCUUCAAAUAUCCAGAUGGAGCUGCAUCACCAUGACUGCUGGCCGCCAUGCCCUCAUCGUCCUCUAGGGGCAGUGUUGGCGCUGUUAGACUCUAAGACCAUGACUGCUGGCCGCCAUGCCCUCAUCGUCCUCUAGGGGCAGUGUUGACACUGUUAGACUCUAAAGACCAUGACUGCUGGCCGCCAUG